Daldinia decipiens is the source of this 577-nucleotide messenger RNA. RefSeq lists its product as uncharacterized. The coding region runs from base 67 to 243 and encodes 58 amino acids. Lineage: Eukaryota; Fungi; Ascomycota; Sordariomycetes; Xylariales; Hypoxylaceae. The record is from RefSeq and is a predicted model, not a curated record. The transcript is spliced from 2 exons.
ACAGAUCGACCACUGACGGACCUUUACGAGACGGAGGGUGAUGGCGGAUUUCCUGGACCUGAUUUUAUGGCUCGCCCGGUAGUAGGAGGUCACUUUGCAUUCCUCGCGUUGGAGAGAGCUUGUGGUGGCAGAGCAUCGGAAGGUCUAAAGUUCCUUGACGAAGUGGCACCUGCAGAGAUUGAUGUUGAACAAGCCUUGAGAAGGGAAAUCGCUAUAAACCAGCCUGAUAUGGGGGAAUUGUAGUGAGCAUAUAGGAUGAAGAGACUAUUAACCUUCCUCUAGCAUCGAAGAUACUUUGUGCUGGAUAUGUACCUAUCUCUCAGGUAUCUUGGGUAGGAAUAUCUCCAUGAGAGUCCUCCGGAAGCGCUCGUCUUUGUACUACCACCAAAAAAAAGGAAGGAAUAAAGGAAGAUGUAAUUCUAGAUCUGCAAGUGCUUCUCGUCUACAAUUUACAAGUUGUAGUUCCGUAUUCUCCCGCAUCGACAGAACUUUGAAUUGGAUAAGAUGAUUGGGAGGUAACCUAAAGAACUGAUUGGAUAAUUCAUGUAGGUUCAAGGUUCAGGCGGGUAGUUGAUAG